Molecule: messenger RNA, 820 nt
Organism: Athene cunicularia (burrowing owl)
Lineage: Eukaryota; Metazoa; Chordata; Aves; Strigiformes; Strigidae
Gene: MRPL40
Product: mitochondrial ribosomal protein L40
Exons: 4
Coding region: 102-698 (198 amino acids)
Cellular component (GO): mitochondrial ribosome; mitochondrial large ribosomal subunit
Source: RefSeq, a predicted model, not a curated record
GCGGGCCCGGGCGGAACCAUCGCGAGCCGGAACAGGGGACGCGGGGGUUGCGGCGCGGCCGGCGGGGAGUGCGGGUGCACCGCGGGCACCGGCCGGGAGCCAUGCUGGCGGCCGCGCUCCGGGCAGCGUCCGGCGGCGCCCGGCUCAGCUCCUGGCUGCCCCAGUCGGUUCCACUCCGAGGAAGGCACUGGCAGACCUCGCUGCUGGCGUUUAGGGCGUCGCUCCCAAUGAGAGCACAACCAAAGAAGAAGAAGAAAGUGGAUGUAAGGAAGGAGCAAGCACAGAAGGAUCGUAUGAAAAAGAAGAUUAAAAAGUUGGAAAAAGCUGCCCCAGAAAUGAUUCCAGUUGAGGAUUUUAUAACACCACUUAAGUACUCAGAUGGCAACAGGGUGCGAAGUCUUCCCCCUCUGUCAUUUGAGGAGUCUGAAAGAAGAGUUUUACUUAUGAAAAAGUGGAGUUUGUUUAAGCUGAAACAAGAUAAGGCAGAAAAGAAUGCAAUUCGGGCUCUUGUAGAAGCUCAGCAAGAGGCACUAAAGGAACUGCGCCUUGAAUCUGAGGAGUUGUACCAGGCAGCUAUCAGACGAGAUGAGAGGCUUUUACCCUUCGAGAGAGACGGACCUAAUUAUACCCCACCAUUUCCCGGUUAUGAUCCUCCUGAAGGAAAAUGCAUUGACAUCACCAAAGUGUAUACACAGUGAUGGAGGAGUUUGCUGUUCAUCUGGCAUGAGCUACUCAGCCAACUGAAGGAGAAAUGAAUGGAGUAAGAAUAAACAAUUCCUACUGAAGGUUAAAAUAUUGGAGGUGUUUGACUGUAAAAAAA